This is a messenger RNA of Scedosporium apiospermum, 1296 nucleotides long. RefSeq lists its product as uncharacterized. The coding region runs from base 1 to 1296 and encodes 431 amino acids. The transcript has 4 exons. Gene Ontology annotation, molecular function: monooxygenase activity; iron ion binding; heme binding. The record is from RefSeq and is a predicted model, not a curated record. Lineage: Eukaryota; Fungi; Ascomycota; Sordariomycetes; Microascales; Microascaceae.
AUGAAGGAGCACGAAAAGUACGGCGAAUUUGUCCGCAUCGCGCCAAACCACAUUUCCAUCAACGACCCCGUGGCUGUUACCCAAAUCUACGGUCAUAAAACCGGCUUCACGAAGAGCCAGUUCUAUGAUGCCUUCCUACAAGUCAGACCAGUCAUCUUCAACGCUCGAGAUGUAGCCACGCACGUCAGGAAACGGAAAUUCUUGAACCCGGCGUUUGCUGCGCGUUCUCUGGCCGACUUUGAGCCCCACAUGAAUGCGGAGCUCUUAUCAUGGAAACGUCGGCUACAGCGGAUACAUGACAGGGAACAAGGGCAUCUGGACAUGGUUGUGUGGACUAACUUCCUGGCCUUUGACGUAAUUGGGAGCUUCGCAUUUGGUCGACCUUUCGGCUUCAUUGAAAAGGGCAACGAUCCAUACAACCUUAUCCACACAAUCGAUGUCCGCGGGGAAGUCCUAAACGCCCUCGGCACUCUACCAACUUGGAUGAAACCUCUGGCAAAAUACAACUUUUUCGAUUCAUUUUGGAGCUCGGGUCUCAGAGCCACUGCCAGCAUCGAGAAAAUCGGCCGCGAGGCGUAUCUUCGGCGCAAAGAGUCCAAGGAAGACCGUCGAGACAUCCUCAGCUACCUCCUUGCGGCCACAGAUCCCAAGAACAAAGAACCUAUCGAAGAGGACGAGGUCAUCGCUGAAUAUAUCAGUUUCAUCGUAGGAGGUAGCGAUACAACCAGCAGCACAAUGACAAAUUUUAUAGAUAUCGUCUCGAGAGACCGACAAUUGCAGGCACGGAUCCAGCAGGAACUAGACGAGACAUGGCCUGGAGAGCAGGAAGAUGACUGGGUCCCGCAAGAACGUCAGGUGGUCAAUUUGCCUUUCUUGGUUGCUGUCUUGAGGGAGGUGAUGAGGUUCCGACCCACCAGUGCAACCGGUCUAGAACGCAUCACUCCGAAGGGCGGGAAAAUGAUCGCCGGGAAAUUCAUACCUGAGAAUACCAUCGUCAGCGUGCCGACGUGCGGUGUCAUGAUGAACCCAGACAUAUUCAUCUCACCCAAGGAAUUCAAACCAGAAAGAUGGCUCGGGCCAGAUGCACAAAAGCUCCUAGAGAAUUUCCUACCGUUUUCCACGGGGCCUCGAGCCUGUAUUGGGAGAAACUUUGCUUGGGCAGAGGUCCUCAAGGCGAUGGCACUUCUGUUUAAGCUCUACGACGUCGAAAGGUCUCAUGGUAAGCCGACCGUUCUUAGAGAAGGGUUCUUUAACAAGGCUGCUGAGUGUGAAGUGGUACUUCGCCGGCGCUUGUGA